UAAGGUGUAAGUUGUGUGAGAGUUGUCAUUUCUUUUUUAAAUAAACAGAAAAACACAAAUGAGCACACAGCAUGGAGCUAGACGAAGCUCUGAAUUCGAUAGGCUUUGGCUGUGGCCAGGUGCUGGUGCUGGUCUUCUCCAGUUUCGCCAAUUUGCUGGCCGUCAACGAGAGCUUCGGCAUGUCGAUCAUCGUUGUGGCCUCGUCUUGCGAUCUGGGCACAACUUCCGGCCAAAAGUCACUGAUGAUGACCUCCUUGAUGGUGGGCAUGACGCUCUCUGGAUUCUACGUGGGCUACCUCAUAGAUGUCAAGGGCAGGGUUAGAAUCUUACGCUGGAUGCUGCUCGUUACCAUUGUGCUGUCGGUGACGUCGGCACUUAUGCCGGAGGUGUAUGCGUUGUCGACAACGCGAUUCUUCGUUGGAGUAUUCCUUUGUGGACCUGCCACAUGUAUCCUUGGCUACAUGACAGAAUUCUCAGCGCCACAUGCCCGCCCCAAGCUCGUUGUCGUCUUCAGCCUGGGCGUGGGUUUGUCGCUGAUCUACUGCCCGCUGGUGGCGAAAUUAUUUCUGCCCAAACAAUACUGCGCAUCGGCAGAUGACGCUUAUGAGCAGCGCUCCUGGCGCUACCUCAUGAUGCUGUACACGCUGCCCGGUGUCAUUGCGCUGCUGGGUCUGUGCUGGCUGCCGGAGAGUCCCUACUAUCUGAUGUCCGUGAAGCGCAAGGAGGAUGCCUACGAGGUGCUCCGCUGGCUGUGUCGCCGCAACCGCAAGAACAUGGACGAGCUGCACAUCGAGCUGGCGGACUUUCGCAGGCAGACAAUUGUGGUUAAGUCCAAUUACUUUAAGCUCGUGUGGGAUGACAGCAUUCGCUUGGUGAAACCACCGUACUGCCGUGACUUUAUGGUCUGCACGCUGCUGUCGUUUGGCAUGUUUCUGAUCUCCCUUGGCCUGGGCAUGUGGUUUCCACUGCUGCGUAGUCAGGACAACAGCCAGUACCGACUGCUCUGCGAUGUGCUGAGCAAACCCAGGAACUUUGACCAGGCAAAGAACGUUACAGCCCCCACCGAACUGCCAGACUUCACCGAUCCGAUCUACUAUGGCAUCGCCUACAUUUGCUUCUACUUCUUGGCUCUGCUUCUGCUGGUGUUCGUGUCGCGGAAACAUGUCUUCGUUUGCUACGUCAGCACCGCCGCCCUUUGCGGCCUGGCCCUGAACUUCAUCAAGGAACCACUUGCCAUUUUGAUCUGCUUCAGCCUGAUGAUGAUUCUGCCCGGUGUGAUGAUCACCUUGGUGUCCGCGGUGCUGGUUGAUUGCAUGCCCACACAGCUGCGUGCCAAGGCUCUCAGCCUGAACAGAGCGCUCUCCCGUUUGGGUUCCAUUUUCGGCUGCCUGCUCGUGGGCCUCAUGCUGAAGGUCUCCUGCGUGGCCACACUCAACAUCUUUGUGGCCUAUCUCAUGUUUUGCAUUAUUUUGUGCUUCCUGCUGCCAGAGUAGACCCCGCUCUAGACUUCAAUUUUGUCUUGAA
Molecule: messenger RNA, 1524 nt
Organism: Drosophila guanche
Lineage: Eukaryota; Metazoa; Arthropoda; Insecta; Diptera; Drosophilidae
Product: putative transporter svop-1
Exons: 5
Coding region: 72-1493 (473 amino acids)
Biological process (GO): transmembrane transport
Cellular component (GO): membrane
Molecular function (GO): transmembrane transporter activity
Source: RefSeq, a predicted model, not a curated record